This is a messenger RNA of Theobroma cacao (cacao), 706 nucleotides long. RefSeq names its product asterix-like protein. Gene Ontology annotation, cellular component: endoplasmic reticulum membrane. Gene Ontology annotation, molecular function: protein folding chaperone. The record is from RefSeq and is a predicted model, not a curated record. NCBI's taxonomy places the organism in Eukaryota, Viridiplantae, Streptophyta, Magnoliopsida, Malvales, Malvaceae. Gene Ontology annotation, biological process: protein insertion into ER membrane.
AAGGGCUAGACUGGCGGCAUUUUUGACGUGGCGAGACCCGAUUCGCCUGCUGCGCUCAUCUCAGUUAAAUAGGAUCCAAAACUCCACAUAAGAGGAAAAACCGUUACAAGGAAAGAGAGAUCAGAGAUGUCGUCACACAAUAACAAUUCAGCGUCGGUCAACGACCCGAGACAACCGUCGGCGGCGAAGCCCUUUGUGGCGCAGCCGAUGUCGCCUCAAGAUCUCCCCGUCGAUUAUUCCGGUUUUAUUGCCGUGGUUUUCGGCAUCGCGGGCGUAAUGUUCAGGUACAAGCUGAGCUCGUGGCUAGCAAUCAUAUUCUGCGCCCAAUCACUGGCGAAUAUGAGGAACGUCGAGAACGAUCUCAAGCAGAUUUCUAUGGCUAUGAUGUUUGCUAUCAUGGGAUUAGUAACAAACUAUUUGGGACCAGCUCGACCAGGCACACAGAGUUAACUCAGAUUCUGUAGUUUAGUAUGCACAUUUCUUUUUGUAUGAUGAUUUCAUAUUAUGAAGUUGGAUAUAUGGUGACCUUAUUCAAGUUUCCUUCUGUCAGAUGAUGAUUCCUGUUCCGUUUCCAUUAAUCUUAAUUUUUACAGAGGGGUGAGUGAUGCUACAAAUGUGAUGAUUGUUUUGUACUUACGAAGCUGAAAAUCCUAUGUUUACAUAUGCUCAUAAUAUUGAUGACAAUGCAUUUGUAUUUUCAUGGUCA